UCACCUCCAGCUCGGGUUUCGACGGCGGGUGCGAGCGUUUCCGGCGCUGCGGCGGGUGGCGGCUGGGCGGUCGCUUAGUAACCGGCGGGCGGGAGUGGCCCCCCCACCCGCACGCGUGGGCACGUACUCGGCGCCCCCUGGGCGCUCCCUGGGCGCUCCCUCUCUCCCGGCGCCCGACAGUGGCAAAGCCCCCUCGGGGCCAGGUCUGAUCGAUGACUACAAAAACCUCCAUGGCAACGCCUCUGCCCCAGGCACCUCCGCCGCUUCCCAGUGGCAGCCGCCCACUUACAGCAGUGGCAGGGCCUUCAGCGCUCGCUACCCUCGUCUGAGCCGGAGGGGCUUCUCCCAGAACCAUGGGCCUGUGUGGCGCAAGAAGUACUCCCUUGUGAAUCGGCCCUUGGGAUCCUCGGACCCACCUGGCGACUGUGCUGCCCAGCUGCCCCUUGGGGCUGGGGGCAGCCAGGGUCCCGACCCCCAGCAGUGCAUCCUGGAGAGGCAGGUCCAGCUCAGUCCGGAUCAGAACAUGGUCAUCAAGGUCAAACCACCGUCAAAGCCAGGCUCAGCUAACGCUGUAGGGGUCCUGCGGGGCUCCUUGGAAGAAAACGGGGAUCCCCCCUGGAGCAGCCACGGGCCUCAGGAAGGUGAGGGUGAGCCUCUCGGUGGGCAGCGGCAGCCCUCGAGGCCAGGAAGAGCCAAGGGGAGCUGCAGUGAGGAGGACCCCCUUCUGGUCUGCCAGAAGGAGCCUGGCAAGGCCCGGGCGGUGAAGUCGAUGGGCACCGUGAGCAGCAGCGCCUCGGAGCCCCGGCGGACGGUCAGGGAGAGCGGAGUCGCGGCCAGGGCCCGCGUCCUGCCCUCCAGCCCGCCCCGGCGCGGCGGCACGGCCCUGGGCCGGAAGGCGGGCUCACACUCUGUGGCCGGCUGUGGUACACAGCUCCCUGGGGAUGGGAGAGCGAACGCCGGCCAUGCAGAUCAGUCAGCUGCCUCUGGCCUGGUGGCAGGCCCAGCCAGACCUGCUGCUGGACCCAGGCAGAGCCGGGAGCCCUUGCUGCUGGUGUCCUGUCGGACCAACAAGUUCCGGAAAAACAACUACAAGUGGGUGGCUGCCUCGGCGAAGAGUCCCCGGGCCCCUCGGAGGACCCUCAGUCCCAGAGCAGCAGUGGGGAAUGUGUGCAAGGCCCCCUUUUCUGCAGCGGAACGAACGGAGAAGCCGCAGCUCAGAGCCGACCUGGAUGUCAAGCCCAAGAGGUCGGCCACGGCCUCCGUGCCUGGGGCCUCCCCGAGCAAGUACAAGUGGAAGGCCUCCAGCGCCUCGGCCUCCUCGUCCUCCUCCUUCCGUUGGCAGUCAGAGGCCGGCAACAAGGACCAUGCCUCCCAGCUCUCCCCAGUCCCAUCUAGGUCCCCCCCAGGGGACAGACCAGCAGUGGGGCCCAGCAGCUUGAAGCCCCUCCUCAGUGAGACCCUGCUCUCCUCUUACAAAGUGAAGAGCCGCACCAAGAUCAUCCGGAGGCGGGGGAGUGCUAGCCUUCCUGGGGACAAGAAGAGCAGCCCCCCACCUCCUGCCACGUCCAAGAGCCAGUUCAGCCUGCGGCGGAGGCAGGCCCUCCGGGGGAAGAGCAGCCCCGUGCUGAGGAAGACACCCAGCAAGGGCCUGAUGCAGGUCAGCAGGCACCGGCUGUGCCGCCUGCCUCCUGGCCGGGCCCCGCUCCCCACCAAGGAAGCCUCCAGCCUGCACAGCCAGCGGACCCCUCCCACCAGCAAAGUGAUCAACACUCGCUACCGCAUCGUCAAGAAGACCCAGGCCUCGCCUCUCAGCGCCGCCCCCGGUCCCCUGGCCCCGCCCUCCUGGCGGGCACUGCGGCUCUCCCUGUCCAGGUCCUCGGUGCUGAACGGCCUGCGUACUGCUGCAGCGGGUGGGAAAGCCCCGCCCGGCUCCCCUCGGUGGCGGAGCAGAGGCUACCGUUGCAUCGGAGGCGUCCUCUACAAGGUGUCGGCCAACAAGCUCUCCAAGACCUAUGGAGACGGGGGCAGCAGGCCCCUCCUGCGCGCAGGCCGCUUGGACCCUGCCAGUAGCUGCAGCCGCUCCCUGGCCAGCCGGGCCGUGCAGCGCAGCCUGGCCAUCGUGCGGCAGGCGCGGCAGAGGCGGCGGCGGCGGAAGGACGAGUACUGCAUGUACUACAACCGCUUCGGCAGGUGCAACCGCGGCGAGCGCUGCCCCUACAUCCACGACCCCGAGAAGGUGGCCGUGUGCACCAGGUUUGUUCGGGGCACGUGCAAGAAAACGGACGGGACCUGCCCCUUCUCCCACCACGUCUCCAAGGAGAAGAUGCCCGUGUGCUCCUACUUCCUGAAAGGGAUCUGCAGCAACAGCAACUGUCCCUACAGCCACGUCUACGUGUCCCGAAAGGCGGAGGUCUGCACUGACUUCCUCAAAGGCUACUGCCCGCUGGGUGCAAAGUGCAAGAAGAAGCACACGCUGCUGUGUCCUGACUUCUCCCGCAGGGGCGUCUGCCCCCGGGGUGCCCAGUGCCAGCUGCUCCACCGCAACCAGAGGCACCUCGGCCGGCGGGCAGCCACAGCCCCGGCCCCGGAGCCCAACACCACGCCCCCCAGGAGCAGGGCUUCCACCAGCCACGGGCCCAGGAAGUCCUUGGCCGCCCAGCGACCCACCAGGCAGACGUCCAGCUGCCCCACCCCCGCGGCAGCCGGCUCGGCCUCCUCCCCACCCUCCCCACGGCUUUUAGCUGCAGCCUCAGCCUCUUCCUCCUCUGUCUCCUCCCGCUCCUCCUCCUCGCCCCCGUCCUCCCCCUCGCGCCCCUCCCCCUCCUCCCCCUCCGCCUCCCUGCCCCUGGACCAGGAGGAGCCGUCUCUGCCGGAGGAGGCUGCCUCGGCGGGGACGGGCUCCGGCAGCCUCUGCAAGCUGCCCUCCUUCAUCUCCCUGCAGUCCCCGCCAAGCCCGGGAGGCCAGCCCAGGGCCCUGACCCACAGGAGCAGCCCCACCAAGGACUCAGGGAAAUCGCUGCACAUCAAACCCCGUCUGUGAGGGCCCGGGGAGCCGGCCCACGCCUACCUCAGCCCUUCAUCCCUGGAGAGGAAGGAGGCUCUGCCCGCCCCCGCCCCCGAGGGGGGACCGCUCGCCACAGAGCACCGCCUGGGGGCUGCA
Messenger RNA from Kogia breviceps (pygmy sperm whale), 3160 nucleotides. The record is from RefSeq and is a predicted model, not a curated record. Lineage: Eukaryota; Metazoa; Chordata; Mammalia; Artiodactyla; Physeteridae.